ACAUCGUUUAAUGGCAUGGCUUGUUUUGCAAGAAGACUUUACAAGAAGCACCAACAUUUUACUCCGUCUCGUUACUCGUCUUCUCUCUCUCUCUCUCAUACUCUUUCACAAGUGAAUCACCGUUUUGUUAGAUCUAACAUCUAAUCAAUCCAAACAUGUUUCUCACCAGGACUGAGUAUGACCGUGGGGUGAACACAUUUUCUCCGGAGGGAAGGUUGUUCCAGGUCGAAUAUGCUAUUGAGGCCAUCAAGCUGGGUUCAACUGCAAUUGGGUUGAAGACAAAAGAAGGUGUCGUGCUGGCUGUCGAGAAGCGUAUUACUUCACCACUGUUGGAACCUAGCAGUGUUGAGAAGAUUAUGGAAAUUGAUGAGCAUAUAGGAUGUGCUAUGAGUGGGUUGAUUGCUGAUGCUCGUACACUUGUUGAACAUGCACGAGUUGAGACUCAGAACCACAGAUUCUCAUAUGGUGAGCCAAUGACAGUAGAGUCCACAACACAAGCUCUUUGUGAUCUGGCCCUUCGAUUUGGUGAAGGAGAUGAAGAAUCCAUGUCCCGACCAUUUGGGGUAUCUCUUCUCAUUGCUGGUCAUGAUGAGAAUGGACCUAGCUUAUACUAUACUGAUCCUUCUGGCACAUUUUGGCAAUGCAAUGCAAAAGCUAUAGGUUCAGGUUCUGAAGGUGCAGACAGCUCUUUCCAAGAGCAAUACAACAAGGACCUAACUCUUCAAGAUGCUGAAACGAUUGCUCUGUCCAUUUUGAAACAAGUAAUGGAAGAAAAGGUGACUCCCAACAAUGUUGAUAUUGCCAAGGUAGCACCAACAUACCAUCUAUACACCCCUUCAGAGGUGGAAGCCGUCAUUUCUCGCCUAUGAGUAUGCUUUGUCAUAAACAAUCUUCCCAUGCGACUGGCUUUCCUGUCAUAAUGAUACAUGAGUUGGGGGAGAGGCUUGUAUUUGUUUCUAGGGAUUCAAGCUGUGAAACCUUAUUUUUGGUGUGGUGCUUAACUCAUCAACUCUUUAGUUGGAUAAUUUAAUUACAACUGAUCAGAAAAGAACCUUUGAAUUGGAUUUAAUUUGCGUUCUCAAAUUCUAGCGUGUGGUUGACCCAUUGUUUUUUAAAGUCAGUUUACCCUCUCAUUUUUGUGGAAUAACAAGAAUUACUUCGAUCUCAUUCGAAAAAUCGUCACUAAUAUACCUUCUGAUAAUCUAAAAUAUUGUUUGGUGGUUUCAUCGGUGGGUUCCGGGUGAGUUAUUUCUCCUAAUUAGUUAUUGACAAUAAUCACA
Durio zibethinus is the source of this 1280-nucleotide messenger RNA. Its product is annotated as proteasome subunit alpha type-5. NCBI's taxonomy places the organism in Eukaryota, Viridiplantae, Streptophyta, Magnoliopsida, Malvales, Malvaceae. Gene Ontology annotation, cellular component: proteasome core complex, alpha-subunit complex; proteasome core complex. Gene Ontology annotation, biological process: proteasome-mediated ubiquitin-dependent protein catabolic process. The record is from RefSeq and is a predicted model, not a curated record.